AUGGCAACUUCAUCUACUUUCUUUUCUGAUUAUGGGCUGCUGUGGUAUUUGGAGAAGUUGGACAAAGAAGAGUUCAAAAAAUUUAAGUUUCUCCUAAAUGAUGAGGUUGUGGAACCUGGGCGGCAAAAGAUACCAUGGGGUGAAGUGAAGAAGGCCAGUAAGGAGGACCUGGCUAACCUGAUAAGCAAGUAUUAUCCAGAAAAGAAGGCCUGGAAAGUGACUUUGAAAAUAUUUGACAAGAUUGGCCUGAAGCAUUUGUGUCAGCAAGCAACAGCAGAGAUGAGCUCAAUAGUUCAGACCAUGAAACCAGAGGACACCAUGGAAGUUGAGGGAGGUGAGGAGGCAGUGCUGGGUGAUGGCACAGAAUACAAAAGUCACAUACAAGCCAAGUUCGGCACCAUGAGGAACAAGACUCAUUUGCUUGGAGAACCUGAAGAUUUCUAUCACAAAAUCAUUCAAGAAAAUCAAGAACUCUUGGAACAUUUGUUUGAUGUGGAUGUCAAAACUGGUGAGCACUCACCACUCACAGUGGUGCUACAGGGGCCUGCUGGAAUUGGGAAAACUACCUUGAUGAGAAAGGCAAUGUUAGAGUGGGCAGAGGGCAAUCUCUAUCAGCAGAAAUUUGCAUAUGUUUUCUAUCUCAAUGCAAGAGAAAUUAACAGUAUGAGAGAAAUGAGCUUUGUUCAACUUCUAUCAAAGUACUGGCCUAGCAGAGAAGGCCCUAUUGAAAGGAUCAUGUCCCAGCCAGGUCAGCUCCUUUUUAUUAUUGAUAGUUUUGAUGAACUGGACUUUGCUUUUGAGGAACCGGACUCUGAACUGACCAACAACAGGACACAGGAUCACCCAGUGUCCUUCCUCAUUAGUAGUUUGCUGAGGAAAGCCAUGCUCCCUGAGUCGUCCUUACUGAUAACAACGAAACCCACCACUUACAAGAAACUGAAAUCUUUGUUGAAGAGUCCUCGUUGGGUCGAGCUAGCAGGAAUGUCUAAGGAUGCAAGAAAGGAGUAUAUUUUCCAGUUUUUUGAAGACCCAGAGUGGGCCAUACAAGCAUUCAGGUCAUUAAGAAACAAUGAAAUACUUUUUAACAUAUGCCAAGUCCCUCUACUGUGCAAAGUCAUUUGUACUUGUUUGAAGCAGCAAAUGGAAAAGGGAGCCGAUAUCACUGUGAUCUGCCAGACCACCACAGCUCUGUUUACCUGUUUUAUCUCUAGCUUGUACACACUUGACGAUAUAAGCAGUCCUCCUUUACCCAACCAAUUCCAACUGAAGAAUCUAUGCUACUUGGCUGCCAAGGGAAUAUGGACUAUGACAUAUGUGUUUUACAAGGACAAUUUAAAAAAGCAUGGAUUAAAGCAUGAUGAUAUUUCAGUUUUCCUGAACAUGAAUAUUCUUAAAAAGGAUUUAGAUUAUGAAAAUUGCUAUACAUUCACCUACCUACACGUUCAGCAAUUUUUUGGAGCUAUGUUCUAUGUAGUAAAAGGCAAUUGGCAAGUGAAGGACCUUUCUUAUCAGCCUUUUGAAGACCUAAAUCAGUUCCUUGACAGCGAAGACAUUCAUUUGAGGCAGAUGAAAUACUUUUUGUUUGGCUUGGUGAAUGAAUACAUAAUAAAACAACUGGAGAAGAUAUUUAAAUGUAAAAUGUCACUGGAUCUAAAGUGGGAGUUAAUUGAGUGGGCAGGAAUAUUAGCAAACAGUGGACGUCCUCCAGCAGAGUUGAGAUUACUGGAGUUGUUCUAUUGCUUGUAUGAGACUCAGUAUGAGCCAUUUCUAAUCCAAGUAAUGACCCAUUUCAAAACGGUUGACAUUAAUAUUUGUGAGAAAAUCCAUUUGCAUAUGUCUUCAUUCUGCCUUAAGUACUGCAGCUUUCUACAGACUGUUAAACUGUCUGCAAACAUGGUAGGGGAGGAAAUGCUAAUGUCACCAGAUGAAGCUUGGCAAAUAGAUUGUGAUCACAUUACUCAAUGCUGGCAAAAUUUCUUUUCUGUCCUUCAUACGAAUGAAUUCUUGAGAGAAUUGGAGCUGUUUAAUAGCAACCUGGAUGAAUUGGCAACAAAAAUUCUUUAUGAAGAAUUAAAGCAUCCAAACUGUAAUCUACAAAAACUGCUGUUGAGGUUUGUUUCUUUCCCUGAUAAUUGCAAGAGUGUCUUCAAUGCUUUAACUCAGAGCCCGAAUCUGAUACAUCUGGACCUGAAAGGGAGUGAUAUAGGAGAUAAAGGACUAAAAUUACUAUGUGAAGACUUGAAACACCCAGAGUGUAAACUACAGAAUCUGAGUUUAGAAAAGUGUGGACUCACAGUGGCUGGUUGUGAGUAUCUGGCUUCUGUUCUGAUCAGCAAUAAAAGGCUGAAAUAUUUAUCCUUAGCAGACAAUGCUUUGGGAGAUAGUGGAAUAAAGCUUAUUAGUGGAACCUUAAAACAGCCACAGUGUACUCUACAGAGCCUUGAAUUGACUGGCUGUGCCCUCACCAGUGCAUGUUGCCUAGAUCUUGGUUAUGUUAUUUUGAACAACUCAAACUUGAGAAUCUUGGACCUUGGGAACAAUGACCUACAGGAUAAGGGAGUGAAAAUUCUGUGCGAGGCUUUGAGACAUCCAAACUGCAACAUUCAUCAACUUGGGCUAGAAUACUGUGGUUUGACCUCUCUGUGCUGUCAAGAUCUCUCCUCUAGCCUUAGCAUCAACCAAAGACUGAUAAAAAUAAAUUUGAAACGGAAUGCCUUUGGUUAUGAAGGAAUUAAAAAGUUGUGUGAAGUUUUGAAGUCUCCUGAAUGCAAAUUACAAAUUCUAGGAUUGAAGAAAGAGGAAUUUGAUGAGGCAUCCCAGAAACUGUUGAAGGCUGUGGAAUUGAGCAAUCCAUGCCUAACCAUUACCUUUGACGACAAGAAUGAAGAUGAGUCCUGUGACGGCAUUGUGGAAAUAUUGGAUAAAGGAGUUGGAUUAGCAUGGAACAUUUUGACACUCACGACCUACUAUGCUGGGGUUGAAAUGGCAGCGUCCCCCACCCCCACCCUAACCCGAGGCUACCACGCACCAAUCAGGAGCCCCGAGGAUGAGGUCACCCUGUCGUGCGGCAGCCCGCUCAGAACGCGCUUGCGCAAACGACACGCGGUGACGGCGUCUCAAGGCCAGUAUAUCACUCCUCCUCACGGCCAGUAUCCCAUUCCGAAGCGAGCCGGAUAG
This is a messenger RNA of Elephantulus edwardii (Cape elephant shrew), 3177 nucleotides long. RefSeq names its product NLR family, pyrin domain containing 14 (gene NLRP14). The transcript has 11 exons. The record is from RefSeq and is a predicted model, not a curated record. Lineage: Eukaryota; Metazoa; Chordata; Mammalia; Macroscelidea; Macroscelididae. Gene Ontology annotation, biological process: regulation of inflammatory response. Gene Ontology annotation, cellular component: cytoplasm. Bases 1 to 3177 code for a protein of 1058 amino acids. Gene Ontology annotation, molecular function: protein binding.